AGGGGGAGUUUUGCUCUGACUCUGAGGGGAGGUUUCAGCAUGCUGAGGCAAGCUUUACUGUCUCACUUUGCCUCACCUCAAUCCUUCUUUUUGUGAGGAAAUCUCACAGCAGUUCUGAUUGCUGCUGUUUUCGGCUUUUAGCAACUUUUUCAACCCCGAAAUGGAUUCUGAGCAGAUUGACUGAGAAUGCAGGAUUUAGUGGAUUCUCAUUCUACAACAACAAAGGUGGUUAAUGGUCACAAUGGAUAUCCUCAAGGUAUGAGGAAAGAAAUGCAGAAGAGAGUCUUUACCAGAUGGAUGAAUGUGUUCCUGCAGAGACGCGAUCCUCCGCUUAAAGUGUGCGACCUGUUUACUGACAUUCAGGAUGGCAGAAUGCUGAUGGCCCUGCUGGAGGAGCUGUCUGGCUGCAAGCUACUUUACAGGUUUAGAUCUUCAUCCCAUCGCAUUUUCAGACUGAACAACAUUUCCAAGGCUUUGGCCUUCCUGGAUGACAGACAUGUGAGGCUCCUUGAUAUUGAUGCCUCCGGUAUUGCUGACGGCAUCCCUUCUGUUGUUCUCAACCUCAUCUGGAACAUUAUCCUGCACUUCCAGGUAAAGGAGGCGACAGGAGGCCUGCAGAGACGUCUGUCCUCUAGCCUGUCCUCUUUAUCACUGAGCACUUACCCCUCCACUAGUGACCUCUCACCACAGACAGCCGACACUGACAGCUACUCCUGCAACACCCUGCCAAGGAAAGGUAAAAAGACUGCAAGGGAGCCAAAGUACCACAGCAAAGCCAUUAAGACUCUCCUGCACUGGGUCCAAAGAUGCACAUCAAAGUAUGGUGUAAUCGUGGAUGACUUUGGGGCGAGCUGGAGGAGCGGACUGGCCUUCCUCGCUUUGAUUAAGUCAAUGAACCCAGACCUGAUUGACCUAAGGGAGAGCUUGUCCAAAGAGCGAAAGGAAAACAUCCAGCAGGCUUUCAUGGUGGCUCAUCAGUGUUUGGAUGUACCCCUUCUACUUGAGCCUGAAGACGUGAUGUGCUCCAAACCCGAUGAGCAGUCCAUCAUAACGUAUGUGUCGAUGUUCCUGGGGCGUUUUUCAGUUAUAGAUGAGGUCAGUGCAUUACAGGAUCACAUGGUGCACUGUGAUUUCCCUGAGAUUCCCAGCUAUGGAUCUAUAGAACCAGUCGGCUUUGGAGGAACCCUUGCUGAUGACCCAGAGGCCCUUGCUCUACUCAGAACCUUUGAGAAGAGCAGUGAGCAGCAGCUGUGGAAACAAUGGUCCAAAGCCAUCCCCUGUAGCUCCAACAAGAGUGAAAUCUCCUUUUCCUCUAACCAAAGGGUGUUAGAGCCGCCCAGUCCAUUGGAAGCAGGUGUAGCUAACCAAGAGAUCCGAUCCUGGAUGGAUAAGGGUUUGGAUCGAGGCCAUGAUAGGAGAAGAGUUCACCGGAGUCUUGUUUCCCAGAGCUCUGAGGAAGGAAUCUACACCUUAUCAGCUCUGGAUUCAGAUGAGGAGGAGGCAUACAGCUACAUUCUGGAUCUAAAUAGAGAUGUCUUCCAACCAAAUAAUCCAUCAAAACGGCAAGUACCAAAAGUAGAGGAGGAAACAGCUGAGGAGAUGGAGGAAGAGUCAAAACAUCUGGAGGGACUCGGGAUGUUUAAUGGAGGCAGAUAUAAACAGCGGGAAGAACAUCUCUGUGAGGACACAGAUUUUAAUCCAGAAUCAGCAGAAAGAGCUCAGUCAGUGGCUCACAGGAAGUUUGAUUUGGACAAGAGCAGAAACAGCCUCAGAGAGAAAACAAACAAUGGAGCUGUGCUUGACUUGGAGCCAGAGGCUGAGACAGGAAGCAGAAAAGAGCCAAAGUUCAGGAGAGGAACAAACAGUGAUGCAUCUACUGAAGAGGAGAGCAAUGAAAAGACAGAGGGUGAUAGAAAAAACAGGGACGGGUUUGACAAAACACAAGAUGGUGGAGUGAAGGCAAGGGUUUUUGAAGCGGUUAAUGGGAAAUAUGCUGACGAAGAGGGAGCGGAGCUCUCUGAAAAACUGGGACAUAUGACUGAGAGAACAGCGGGGCGAGAUUUGGGAAGAUUAAAGGAAGGACGGGAUCUAAAGGAGCAGAGCGAAAUGGAGGAAGCAUGUGUUGAGGACAGUGAGACAAGCAUCGAGGAAUGUGUAAAAUCAGAAAAUUACAAGGAUAAAACAGAGGGGAAAACACUUACAGGUGAUGCUGGGUUUAAAAGCAGGAAUAGAAACAUAACUACAGUAAACAGCACAGGCUGUAAAGCUGCAGUGAAAAUGGAGGAAGCUCUUCAUCUGAUUCAAUCAUCUGAUUUCGGGCCUGUUCAAACUGAAGAUGCAAAAAAACGCAAACCUAUGAUCAGGAGACAUGAGGAUCUGAUAGCAGAUGACAAAACUUCCCCCAAAAGGUCCCAUGAUAACAUCCAUGAAGGAGAUAACGGUUGGACUGCGGCCUGCAGGGCAUCUUCUCGGUCAUUCAGGAACGAUAGAGGAUUGAGUCUCCGAUCUAUAGCAGCCAGCUGUAACAUAAAGCAAUUGGAGCUGGAAAUACUGCUGCUCCUGUGGAUCCUGCUCUACUGCUACCUCAUCCUGCCCCAGAUGUACAACCAGCCUGCAUGACUCCACAUCCUCACAUCAAAACAGGGAUAAUUACAGCAGUCACAACAGACAUCAAUAAGACUGGUCUGCUUUCCUUCAGGCCCACUAGGUUCAUUCAUUCAUGAGAACAACUAAGGAUUAAAUAUUCAGUUUCCUGUCGGCUAAUUUCACAUGGUCUUAACUCUGGCAACCAUGUCAAAUAAUCUCCUUUUUAAUAAUCUGCUUACCUAGCUUUGUUUUAAGAGGUUUUAAGCCGAUUACUGCGGCUAAAAUAUCCAAACUCCUGUUUAUGUGAGAUUUUCCUAAAAUAAUUGGUUAUUUCAGUUGUUGUUGCCUCAAUCCACCACAAGGUGG
Messenger RNA from Cyprinodon tularosa, 2952 nucleotides. RefSeq names its product calmin b (gene clmnb). Gene Ontology annotation, cellular component: meiotic nuclear membrane microtubule tethering complex; cytoplasm; nuclear outer membrane. The record is from RefSeq and is a predicted model, not a curated record. Lineage: Eukaryota; Metazoa; Chordata; Actinopteri; Cyprinodontiformes; Cyprinodontidae. Gene Ontology annotation, biological process: nuclear migration. The transcript has 10 exons. Gene Ontology annotation, molecular function: actin filament binding. Bases 187 to 2619 code for a protein of 810 amino acids.